UUCAUUUAUACAAAAUAUACUGUACCUUGCUUUUCACAAAACAAAAAAAUCUGGUCACUUGACCCUUUCACGGAAACUAAAAAUAUGGCUACUUGUAAAUCUCUUAUGAAAUUUUCGCCUGGCACUAAAGCCCUCAUUCAGCUUAUUCAGACAAGGUCUGCUCAAACAGCAUCAGCACCUGCUGCUAAGUCCAAGCCUAAUCUGAAAAAAUUUGAAAUCUACAGAUGGAACCCAGACAAACCUGGUGACAAACCCAAACUCCAGACUUACACUGUGGAUCUUAAUGAUUGUGGUCCUAUGGUGCUUGAUGGCCUGAUCAAAAUCAAGAAUGAACAAGAUGCUACCCUUACUUUUAGAAGGUCAUGUCGUGAAGGGAUCUGUGGGUCAUGUUCCAUGAACAUUGAUGGCACCAACACUUUAGCUUGUAUCUACAAAAUUAAUGACAACCCCAACAAGUCUGUCAAAAUUUAUCCACUUCCUCACAUGUAUGUGGUCAAAGAUUUGGUUCCGGACAUGAGCAAUUUUUACGCCCAAUAUCGCUCCAUUGAGCCCUACUUGAAGAAGAAGGAUGUGACUGAUGCUGAUAUUGGUAAGCAGUCAUAUCUACAAUCUGUGGAGGACAGAGCCAAACUGGAUGGUCUGUAUGAAUGCAUUUUAUGUGCAUGCUGCAGUACUUCUUGUCCAAGCUACUGGUGGAAUUCUGACAAAUAUCUUGGUCCUGCUGUCCUCAUGCAAGCUUACAGGUGGAUGAUUGACUCUCGUGAUGACUUCACAGAGGAACGUCUGUCCCAGCUGGAAGAUGGCUACUCUGUGUAUAGAUGUCACACUAUCAUGAAUUGUACCAAGACCUGCCCCAAGGGCUUGAAUCCUGGCCAAGCCAUUGGUGAGAUCAAGAAACUGAUGAUGAACUAUAACACACAGAAGAGUGCUCAUUAAUGGUGGAGUCAGAGGCUAAACAAGACCAAGAAGAGUUAACUUUAUUAAGUAGAGGGUAGAAAACUACCCUUAGACUAUCAUUAUAGCUGUCACUGGGUAUCUGAGCUUUCAUUUGUUUUUUCUUUCUUUGGUUCUGUUGUGGUUGUUAUGAAUCCAACUGAUAUUUUUGAGUUGAUAUUGUUAAAGCUUUAUUCCUUGUUGGAGAAUAUGCUCAAUAUCUAAACUGUUCUUGUUUAGUUUGGUCACAGUUGUGUCUAGGAUUAGUCCAAUGUAUACUAAUACAUAGAACUCGUUCACUAAUUUACUUUUAUUUUAAACUCAUGGGUUUUUUGUAGAUUGGGUUUGUCAAAAUCUAAAUAUGCUAGCAGUUUAGAACAAAAAAUAUUAACUAUCAUCAAAUACAGGAGAUUUCUACUAAUACCUUAAUUUAUUUAAAUACAACAGAUCUGCUUUGUAAUUUAUACUUGUUUAUCUCAGAGUUGAUUUUAAAGAAUUGUUUGUGGUGUGUCUAAGCCUAUGUAGACUGAGUUCUUUCAGUUUGUAAUAUGUUGAACAUAGUCAUUUGGUUUGGUCAAGUCUGUUUUGUUAUGAUUUAUAAAUUGUGUAUACAUUAACUAAACUGUGAAUGUUUCUAUAGCUAUAUGAAUAUGUGAACAAGAAAAACUUACUAUUAUUUGUUCAAAUAUUGCUAUUUGUGUCUGUCUACAAGUGAGGAGAUAUUUUGUUUCUGAUGGCCAGCAGAUCACAUGGGUUACAUGCCCUUGUCUCCUAGAAUACAAACAUUUCUUUGUCACAAAUAAAUAUUUAAUACCAUAA
Messenger RNA from Biomphalaria glabrata, 1752 nucleotides. RefSeq names its product succinate dehydrogenase [ubiquinone] iron-sulfur subunit, mitochondrial-like. Gene Ontology annotation, biological process: tricarboxylic acid cycle; respiratory electron transport chain; aerobic respiration. The transcript is spliced from 9 exons. NCBI's taxonomy places the organism in Eukaryota, Metazoa, Mollusca, Gastropoda, Planorbidae. Bases 85 to 936 code for a protein of 283 amino acids. Gene Ontology annotation, cellular component: mitochondrial membrane. Gene Ontology annotation, molecular function: 2 iron, 2 sulfur cluster binding; electron transfer activity. The record is from RefSeq and is a predicted model, not a curated record.